Molecule: messenger RNA, 945 nt
Organism: Asparagus officinalis (garden asparagus)
Lineage: Eukaryota; Viridiplantae; Streptophyta; Magnoliopsida; Asparagales; Asparagaceae
Exons: 1
Coding region: 1-945 (314 amino acids)
Source: RefSeq, a predicted model, not a curated record
AUGAUGAAGAGAAUCUGGAUUGGCCAGAUGAAGCUUAUGUUAAUAAUAAAAAAUGUUGAGCAUGAAGAACCCCCCCCCCAGUUUAAGGAUGAUGAGUGGGUUCGUUCUUCCACAGUACAUGAUAUCCGCAUUGGCGAAAGUUCAUCCAAUAGAGGAGAUGAUGAGGAGGUCCCUUUCAGAGUUGGUGAAUUAUUUGAGACUAAAGACCAAUUGGUUGAUGCUAUUCGUGAUUACUCAAUCAAAAAGUUGGUCAAAUUCAAGCAAAUUAAAAGCAAUCGUACAAGUUAUGAGGCAAUCUAUUUUAUGAAUACACAAAGGCAAGGUCGGGCAGAGGGGAAUGAAUCUGAUUACGCAUGUCCUUGGAAGUUAUAUGCAUUUGCCGGAAAGAAACAUAAUGGGUAUUUUAGGAUCACAAAAUAUUGCGGUGUUCACACGUGUAACAAUCCAAUAUUCGAGAGAGACCACAGUGGUGCCUCCUCCUCUUACAUAGCUCGGUUGAUUAUGCCAAGAUUAAAAAAGAAGCUUGAACUAAAGCCCGAUGACAUAAUUGAGAGAGUGUCACAUGAUAAGUGGAUUAAAAUAUCGUAUAUCAAAGCAUGGAAUGCAAGGAGAAUUGCGAUGACAAAAAUAUUUGGUGAUUGGGAGAAGUCUUACGUGACUCUGCCUCAAUAUCUUAAUGCGAUCAAAAGAAGUAAUCCUGGAUCUGAAUACAAACUCAUAACCAAAGAGGUCAAUCCGGGAGUUCAUAAAUUCACCUCUGUAUUUUGGGUAUUUGGUCCUUCGAUGGAGGGAUUUAAAUUUUGUCGGCCGAUCCUUAGCAUUGAUGGGACACACUUAUACGGUAAAUAUAAGGGUGUAUUGCUUGUCGCUACAGGAGUAGAUGCAUAUGGGGGCUUAUUUCCUUUGGCCUUCGCAGUUUUAGAGGUUGAGAACAGUGAAAAUUAG